CCUUUGUUCUAAUGUCGUACUAGUUUAGAGUGUGUUCCAUCUCUCAGCUAGAUGGGGCCAUAUCAGAAAAAUACACAAGACAUCAACAAUAACAACAAAAACAACUCAAUGGUAAACUCCAGUAGUAACAACAACAACAACAACAACAAUAGCAGCAGCAGCAACAGUAGCAGCAGCAAUAGCAGCCAACAACAGCAACAACAACAACAACAGCAACAACCACAACCGCCGCUGCCGCCGCCACCGGUCAGCUGCCCCUCCUCUAACCAGACGACCGAUGGGUCUGGGGGCUCGCAGCGAACGACUCGGAAAUCUCAGGAAAACAAAGCCGAGAAUGGGCAUCCAGUUACCAGUGGAGAGGAUAGCGAUGAGGCUGAGGAAAUUACCUUUAUCAUACAGCCGACCAAGAAGAAUGGUAAAACCAAAACCGGGACCAUUUUACGACGGGGGGACGAAGUGAUUUCUUUUACGUUUGAGGAUGUAAUCUACAAAGCCGGAGAUUGUGUCUAUGUGGACAGUUGCCGUGCCGACCAGCCACAUUAUAUAUGUACCAUUCAGAAUUUUAGGAUUACCAAACGCGAUACCCUGGUGGUGAAUGUGAAAUGGUAUUAUCGUCCAUCUGAAGUACCCUACAACGUUUACCAAUACCUUGUACAAGAUCGACACACAGAAACCAAAUCUGGCAUUGACCUUGCUAUAAAGGAUCCUUUGAUCAGUUCCCGGGAAUUAUUCAUCUCUGAUGUAUGUGACACCUACCAGGUAGCAACAUUAAGAGGCAGAUGUAAGGUUCAACAUUUCAAAGAUAUUGUGUCUGCCCGAGAAUUUAAACCUGUCCAGGAUUCCUUCUUUUAUAUCUUGGGCUAUAAUCCUGAAAGCAAAAGGCUGGCGACAACGCAGGGAGAAAUUCGGGUUGGCACGAGCCACCAGGCUCGGCUUCCUGAAUAUAAACGUGAUGUGUCUCCGUCAGACAUGCCAGAGAAAAGCGAACACAUGGAAGAGCUACGUUGGCGGCCACUGUGUGUUAUUGAUGGAGAACUUAUGAUGUACCUCAGUGCAGCCAGGAGCGUCGCUGCCUUUGCUGGCAUGUGUGAUGCCGGCUCCACGGAUGAUGGUUGUCAAGCGGCAUCAAUGGAUGAAACCACGAUAAAUGCCAUGGACACACUUCAUCUCUGCCAUUAUGACACAGGGAAGGCAUUGCAAGCUCUUGUCAAGUGUCCUGUACCUCGUGGUAUUGAGAAAAAAUGGACUGAUGAUGAAACGAAGCGCUUCAUCAAGGGUUUACGUCAGUAUGGGAAAAAUUUCUUCAAAAUUCGUAAAGAAUUACUCCCACACAGAGAAACGGGUGAACUGGUUGAGUACUACUAUUUCUGGAAGAAGACUCCAGCUGGCAUUACGGCCCGGCCCCAUCGACGACAUCGUCGGCAGAGUGGUUUGAAAAGACAGACAACACGAUCUCAGAGACCGCCAUCCAGUGAAUUCUAUCUCAGUUCUGCUAGUGAAAUAUCUGAUAAUGACUCAGAUGACAGCGAAGGGCGCGACUUGAGCGGCUACUCAUGUAGACGCUGCUUUACUACUACGUCCAAGGACUGGCACCAUGCAGGCAAGGAUAAAGCACUCCUGUGCACUGACUGCCGUUUGUUUUUCAAAAAGUAUGGUGAAGAUAGACCUGUAGUGGAUAGUCCGCCUGAUCCUCCGCCAUUUCUUUUCAAGCCAGUCCAAGAGGACGAAACCAUUAACGGCAAACACAAUAUGCGCACAAGGCGCAGCCGAGAAUCUGCUGGUAAAAGCAAGAAAAAGGACCGCCACAGUACUAGUAGCCCAGAUAAUAUUGAUAGUCCUCUCAACAGUUCGUCGAGUUCCCAAAAGAUAACUGGUCGCAAAUCUCCCAGCACGGUCAGUACCUGUAGUAACAGUAGCACUGACCGUGACAAAAAGACUACAACAGCAACUACAAGACUUAGGAAGGGCACAUCAGAGAGUCCUGUUAAAAGUCGCAAAAGACAGCAUCAUUUGGAAACUGACAAAUUUUCCAAGAAAAAGAAGCCUCAGGGUCCUUCAGAUUCCGAAUCAGUUUCUGACAGCAGUAGUAUCUCUGGAAAUGAAGAGAAUGGAAAUGAAGGUGAUAUUGAAAAUAACCAGGAUGAUUUGAGUUCAAAUUCACCCCCAAGUACGCCAAGCCCUGCAGAUAACUUGGUGUGCAAACCUCAGUUGUCUUCUCAGCUACCUGCAACCAUUUCCCCUUCAUCUACUGCAACCCCAAGGGGAGAGACUCGUCCCCCAUCAGUGCCUACUGAGUGCCCAGUUCCUCAACCACAGACAGCGGCACCUCCUCCGUCAUCUCUGCCACAACAGACACCGUCACCGCCACCACCACCUCCUCCUCCGCCACCUCCACAACAACAACAACAACAGCAGCAGCAGCAACAACAUCAACAACAACAGCAACAACAACUACAACCACAACUGCCACCACCACCACCUCAGCAACAGCAGCAGCAGCAACAGUCAUCUUCAUCUCUGCUGCAACCACAGACACAACUUCCGCCACAGUCACAGCCACCCGUGGCACCACCCCCUCUGCAAACGGCUCAUUCUCCACCUCCGCCACUUCAGCAAGAGGAGGAGGAAGAAGAGGAAGAGUUUAUUUCCCAACGACAGCAAGUUUUACCUGAAGCUCCGCUCGUUGAGAUCAAACAAGAGCCGAGGGACAUUGUCGAGAACACUCCGCCUCCACCGCCGCCCCCACCAUCUCUGUCAUGGCCCCUAUCACAGCAUCACCACCACCACCCUCCUCCAUCGAGCGCAGCCCCGGGCCACAUGUCUGCUGCCUUGCCCCUCUCUCCCCUUCAUUCACUAUCUCUGCCUGCACCCCCGAUGCAGAUCAAGCAGGAGAUCGAUUCUCCCGUUGCUGCGCCAGAACCUCCCCAACGCUGGGAGUACCCCCCUAUGGACCGCUACCCCUUUCCACACUCGUUACAUCCGCCUCCUCCUCCCCCUCCAUCGUCUCAAGCUUCACAAUCCUCAAACAUCAUGUUGCAUCCUUCUCAACAGACUCCUAACAUGCACUCAGCACCGCAGCCUCAUCUGCAACAAAGCCAACAGCAACAACAACAACAACAGCAACAGCAGCAACAACAGCCACAACCACCACACCACCAUCACCAACAACAACAACAGCAACAACAACAACAACAGCAGCAGGUGGCUCCUCCCCCUCAUCAUCUCUCAAUGCACCAGCCUCUGCAUCAACCGCCUCCUACAUCAAUGCAGAUGCCUUCUCACUUGUCACAGGGCCCAAACCAGCCUUCACAACAACAACAACACCAUCCACAUCCAUCAUCUCGUCACCAGCCUCCCUCUCCGCCAUCCAACGGUGGCCCCCAACAAACUCUCUCCUCACAUCACCAUCACUCCAUUCUGGAUCAAAGCCAGCCCCCGCCACACCCCUCACAUUCUUCUCUCGGACCUCCGCCGCCGCAGUCUCAUCCUCAAAUCUCACAGAAGCAUCACUCAUCGUUACCUCCUCACAGCCAGUCUCAUUCUGCGCCUCCGCCUCUGCAGCAGUACAUUGUGCCACCUCUAGCUCAGACCCAUCCGACUGCUGGCAACGUGGAAAUCAAGAAAGAACCAGAAGACUAUCAGCUGAAACCAAUUCCGCCAUCUCCGAAAACUCAUCCUCAAAACCUGCCUCAUGAGUUGAACCCCAAAUGUUUGGAUACCAAAGAUAUGUCUUUGGCACUGCCUCCUCAGUCUGCCCAUUCGCAACCUUUAGCCCCUGAGCAGAUCCCCACAGAUUCUCACUAUGAAAAAGACUCUGAUAGUAAUGAGGAUGAGUGCCAGAGACCUAUCAGUCCUGGACCAGAUGCCACACCCUGCAAUAAGGAAUUCCAUAAGAGUAAAAACGCUAUAUUUAUUAAACUGUUGAAUAGAGGAAUCAAUUCUUGUUCGCGCUGUGAUUUAGUUUUUAAACCUCAACCGCACUCGGAUUUAGCCAAGAAACGUGAAGAAAGAGAAAAGAAGGUCCUACAAGCAUCUGCUACUAUCAAGGAAGAGAAAGUUCAGCCUACAAAACGAAUUGAUACGCCUAUCAAGUCCAGCUCGACGGAAGCUCAAGUGACCAGCACAUUAUCAUCUCAGCAUGGCCCAUAUGGUGGUGAAAGAAUGACACCUCGUCCAUACCCCGGUCAUGACACUCCAGCCCUGAGACAGCUUAGUGAAUACGCCAGGCCACACACACUAGGUCAAGACUUUGGCCGGUCUGGUCCCUAUGGUCUGUCAACUUUACCUCCACAUGUUGACCCGAUGUUACCUUACAGAUUAGCCUCGAUGUAUCCAACAGGAUCUAGAGAAAGACUUGAACUUGAGUUGGAGCGAGACAAAAGGGAACGUGACGCCCGCGAACGGGAAUUACGGGAACGAGAGCUACGUGAAAUGGAAAUUAGAGAAAAAUUCAAAGCAGAUAUGGAAAUGAAACCUCCUGGUACUCCUGGAUCUAAAAUACGUGGAAAUGCGUUGGAUGCUCCUUGGAUCGAUAUGCGUCGUUAUGCCUAUCCUCCGACUGCUGCAGCACAAAGUCAUUUAGUCCAACAAUCGGCGGGUAACAGCUCCAGUAGCAACACACCUCAUAUACCAGGUGUUUACCCCCCAACAAGUUUAGCUAAUGAUCUGCUGGCACGAGAGAGGGAACGUUUGGAACGGUUAGGAAUUCCAACUGGUAUUUCUCACUUGUUGGGUGAUCCAGCAUAUUCAACUCUUGUGGAACGAAUCUCUGCUGAGCGGCUGCAGGCUGAGCGCCUUGCCCUCAGUACCGACCCGAUGGUUCGCCUUCAGAUGGCCAGUCUAUCUGCAGCAUCCACCCACGCUCAUACGCACACACAUGCACAUGCUCACACGCAUCUGCACGUACAUCAGCAGGAUCAUUUACCCCAGUACACUCACCCCUAUCAAGCCGCAGCAGCAGCAGCAUCCGGCGGAUCUCAGCCUGCCGUAUUUCAAGGCCUUUGUCCAGGAGCUGAUCCCAUGUCAGGAGUGACUCCAGGAGCUGCUGGGGCAACGAACCCCGGUGGUCAUCAUUUGCCUGCAUUACCCCACUCAUAUCCUUCCCAUCCAAUAUUGGCUAACCGGGAUCGGGAAUAUUUUCACCCUGAUGUUUUGAGGGCCUACAGUGACCCUGCCUUGGCACAUCAGGUGUCUGGUGGAAGGAAGAGAUAAAAACUCCCAGUAUUAAGUGAAAGAUCUCAACACAAGCAGCUCAUCAUGAAGCUAUGCAACGCCACUUUGCAAUGGAACGGGAGCGUUACGGAGCAGCAGGACACUUGCCUCACUGAUUAUUAUUAUUAUGGAAGUAGCAGUUGCUCGACGGCCUCGAUUUGCGGUGGGAGUCAUGGAGAGACUCACGCACACACACAAACACACACACACGCACAUACACACACAUAUAUAUAUAUAUAUAUAUAUACACACUGCUGGCCAGCUAAGGGGAACAAUUACAACUUGUACUAUUUCUUUGGAUAGAAAUGGUAUUCAGGGGAUGAUGAUGAUGAUGAUAAUAAUAAUAAUUAUGAUGAUAAUAAUAUUAAUAAUAAUAAAGUGAUCAUGCCAACCGAAAAACAAAACACACAAAAAAAAAGGAAAAAAAUGGUUUUUCUUGAUGAUCAGAUAUGCAAAGAGAUACUUUUGAUUCUAGUCUGCUAUUAGAUCCUGCACCAGUGACGGUUUGACAUAAACUUUGGAAAAAAAAAAAAAAUAAUAAUAAUAAUAAUAAACACAAAAAAUGAAACAAAUAGAAAAAAAUAAAAUCAUCACCAAAGGUUGUGGACUCCUUCUCUCUCUCUCUCUUUCUUUUUCCUCUUCCUUUCCUCCUCUUCUGCCUAUAUAUAUAUAUAUAUAUAUAUAUAUAUAUAUAUACAUAUAUACAUACAUAUAUAUAUACAUACAUAUAUAUAUAUAUAAACGGGGGGGACAAGAUAAGACGAAUAUCAGUCACAUAUACCUGUGCCUUUCAUUCUGUGGUUUUUUUCUUGGGUUUUUUUUUUUUCCGUUUCUUCCUUUUUCUUUUCCAUUUUUCUCCCCUUCCCCCCCACUUUCUUGUGGUGACUGAAGCGUAAUUCUCUCUUCUCGACAGAUCCUUCUCACAACACACCUUGUGAUAAACCGCACCAUGCCGGAAGGAGUUUCAAAAAAAAAAAAGACAAACUAUAAAACUACAUAUAUAUAUAUUUAUAUAUAUAUAAAUAAAUGAAUAUAAAUAUAAUAAUAAUUAUUAAUAUUAAUCUAUGAACUGGUGACUUUUUAAAAACAACAACAACACUUUGCUAUUUAAUUGGAUCAACCACGCUAAUUAAAUUAAUGAUGAUGAGGGUGGCUGCUUGUACAGGCUGUACUUUUUAUCUGUUGACUGAAGUAACGGCUACACACACACACACACACACACACAUGCUUCUUGUACUUGGUACUUUGUGGGGAACGGGUACAAACCUGAUUUUUAUGCCUCUGUUCAGGGAGUCAAACCAUCAACUUGAACUGCUGGAGCAGCUAAUAACAAUAACAAUAAUAAUAAUAAUAAUAAUCAAUGGCGUCGUUGAUUAACAACAAAAAAAAAAAAAAACCAUACAACAAAACAAAAAUUGAUUUCUAAAUUAGAUCGAUUAUUCCUGGUCGGUUGCCCCCCUUCUGCCCCCCCUCCCUCCUACCAUGUCUUCUUGCUCAAAGCAAGUCCCAGGAUCUUGUAUAAUUAAUUUGUUCUUGGUUUUAAGCCUUCAAAAAGACCCAGAAACCGUGCAAGGGGAGUUAACUCUUGUUAGUUAUGCAACAAAACUUUUUCUGUUUUUUAAUUUGCCAAACUGUAGCUGUUAUCAUCAGUCUGUGCAAACACUUCUUUAUCUCUUCUAUUUAUUUGAUAGAAAACUUCGAUUUUUAGUUGGUUAAAUGUGUGCAUUUAUUUUAAAAACGAUCCUUGUUUUUGUUUUUUUUUUUCUGUUUUUCUAAAUUAAAUCCUAAAUAUAAAAUCUCCCAAUCCUAUGUGUCUAGAGAAACACAAUUAUGCUCUUACUGAAACUACAGUUUGUCUCUAAAAAGAGAGAAAAGUAAUCUAUACACACACACAUAUAAUAUAUAUAUACAUAUAUAUAUAAUAUAUAUAUCACAAACAAAAACAGAAAUGGCCUCUAUUUUUUUAUAAUUUUUUUUUAAUGUCCUAGAAAGCCUCCAGAAUAGCUUAUGUACUAGUGAAUCAUAUGCUGUUGUUGGCUAAUAAUGAUGAUAUUCAGCCUCACCAUUUGGCAGGCAGGCUGGCUAGCGGCAAGUAGUAGCCAGCCCCACCACUUGGACGGCAGGCUGGUUAGUGGCAAGCAGUAGCCAACCUCAAAAGGGUUUUUCAUUCAUUCUCUUGAGUUUACAUCACGAUGUUCUAUCAACUUUUCCUGCCAAAAUCACUUGAAAAAUCCUCUGCAAUACAUUCAUUCCGAGAAAUGUCGUUAGAUUUUGGCCCUUUUUUUUUUUUUUUUUUUUUGCCCCCAUGUGGUGUGUGUGUGUGUGUUUGUUUUGUUUUUUUUCUGCCAUUGGAGGAAUAAAUUCUCUUCUUACCAUCUCCUCUCCCACCCUCGAGUCACUGGGGUAUAUACUUGUGUGUGUGUGUGUGUGUAGAUACAUACAUAUAUAUAUAUAUAUAUUUAUAUACAUACGUACACGUAUUGCAUCUGCUAGUUUAGAAACUUUCCAAAGUUUGUAUAAAAUACCGGUUGAAUUGAGUGCAAGAACAGAGCGAGUUAGAAUUGAACCCUGACAGAAGACAAUGGUGUCUUUAUCUGCAACUAGGAAUGUUCUUUUAGAAUGUGCAUUCGUUCUGUAAUUAUAAUAUUCACACCAUUUCUUGUAACGCCAUCUGGCAGCUGUCUCCGAUGGAACUUUGUGCGUCUGCAAGUUGUUACAGAGGGACAACCCCUAUUUUCUUGGCCCUUAAAUGCAGGAUUCUCCAUGUGGACAUCAGAGGGUGGAUGACCCACAAAUCUAUAACUAUUUUAAGUGUUGGUGCUUGCUGACCCUUGAGAAUCUUCCUAAUGAAAUUAUCUCAUUGACCCCUAACCCUUACUCUGCCCCCACCACAUUCCUCUUUUUUUUUUUAAUGCUGUUGAUUGUCUGUGAAGACAAGUUCUUCAGUCCUCAUGACAUCAACUGACUUCUGAUUCCAUUAACUCUGCUCCUCUUUUGCUUUCCUCUAGAGAUAAGCAUUUCCAAAUCUCUCGGGGCCCCCACCCCUCUCAACAGUCUCCAAUCACCAAAAUUGAUUCCCAGCUUUAAUAAUUAUUAUCCAACUAAUUAUCUCCCACACUUUUCUAAGACCCCUAUUUCAUUCUAUUCCAGCCUCGUCCUAAAUUGAUUGCAAAGACAUAAAAAUAGUUUCUUCCUCUUCUUCUUUCGUUUCUUCCAUUUCCCUGAAAUACCAACGGAGGGACUCGAAUAUCGUCUCAAUCGGUUCUUCUUCGUCUGCUUUCUGUUUAUUAUUCUCUUGUCUCGGUUGCGGCACUUUGGUCCUCUGCUUCUUGUCCCCACAUUUAAAAAAUCCCAUUCAUUGAAUAAACUUCCCUUUUUUUUCCUAAUUUGUAUCUCUUUACAAAAAGGAAACCAAGAUUAGCCGUUCAAUUUUCUGUGCAUCAUUGUCCUCAUCCAAACUGUUUGUUCUCAAAACGACUCUUGUCUUGUAGCUUCUUAAUUCUUUCUUUGGUUGUUGGAAUUGGACAUUCCACAUCGGUCAGUGUUUAACAGAUCAACAUCCCUUAGAAGUAUUUGUGUAUAUCCAAAAGUCUGUCCCCCUCUCGUUAUAGAGACAUGGAGGCUGGUUUUUCAUUGUAUUUAUCUGUCCCAGUUGGAAUAUUUUAUACAAAACAAUUAAAAGACACUCAUGAGGAGAUUGAAGUCAUUUCCCCUAUUUCUGAGCCAGCCUUUGUCAAAAAUAGAAAUCGAAUUGACCCUUAAAAUAACCACUUCAUUUGCGAGCCCCUGAUUAGAUGAUGUAAUCAACUUCAUUGAUUUUAAUAUUUCAUAGCUAUUCUCAAUGUCCAUUUAUAAUGCUAGAGGGAGGAGAGAGAGAGAGAGCGAAUCCUGUUCUAUCACCAUCAUUCUAACUAAUAAAUCUUACCACGUCGAGGAAUAAAUGCCUUAUUCAUCAUUCCUGUGUUUGCUAAAACUGUCUGGUGGUGAACAGAACUGGACAUUGACUCUGAAACCUUAAAACGUUCCCAUGAUUAGACCAUUGACAAGAAGACCCAGGCUUUGAACUCUGCUCUUCUGGGCUUCAUCACCUCCCUUCCUCCUCCUCCUCUUCCCCAGCCCAAGAGUCUUCACGUCUCUUUUCUUAUUGUAUCCCCUUUUUUUUUUCCGUUCACAAAAGUCCCUGAUUGUUGAAGUUGUAAAAGACCAAUAAACACACACACACACACUUAUAUUUGAACUGAUCUGAUAAGGAUUUAGUUUUAACCUACAUGGGUUGCUCUGACAACUACUAACAAGUACUAUUACUACUACUACUACUACUACUACUACAAAACUAAGCCAUCUGUGCCACUUUUGUUUGGUGGAGGAAGAAGAGGAGGCUGACAACCUUGAACGAUGAUGGUUUCCACAAAAAACAA
Messenger RNA from Octopus sinensis (East Asian common octopus), 9629 nucleotides. Its product is annotated as arginine-glutamic acid dipeptide repeats protein. The coding region runs from base 52 to 5211 and encodes 1719 amino acids. Gene Ontology annotation, molecular function: sequence-specific DNA binding; chromatin binding; zinc ion binding. Gene Ontology annotation, cellular component: nucleus. Gene Ontology annotation, biological process: regulation of DNA-templated transcription. The record is from RefSeq and is a predicted model, not a curated record. Lineage: Eukaryota; Metazoa; Mollusca; Cephalopoda; Octopoda; Octopodidae. The transcript has 25 exons.